AUGGGACAAGCCCACCCAGCCCGCCUAUCCUUCGUCAGGCGGCCCCCUCCAGGUGCUCCUCCAGGCUACGACUCCAACCACUCCCAGCAUAUCGGUGCUGAGAAGGGUGGCUACGGCUCGAACAACCCUUACGGCGGCUCUUCGAUUCACUCGGCCGGCUCGUCACACAAUGUCAACGACGACGAGGCACUUGCCCGCAAGCUUCAGGCCGAGGAAGAAGCUCGCGCUCGUCAGCCUGGUCAGUCAGGAGCUCGCUCAGGCGCAUCCGACAACUACUACAGCUCUGGAACCCCUCAGUACCAGUCUCAGUCCCAGUCCCAGCCUCAUUACGAAUCUCAGCCUCAGUACUCGAAUGAGUUGCCUCCCCGCGACCAGGACCGUGGCAAGAGCAAGGGCGGUCUCAUGGGCAAGCUUCUCGGCAAGGUCUCGGGCUCGAGCUCGCGUCCUCCCCAGGGUUACGGCCAGCAAGGAUACCCCUCUGGCGGCAUGAUGGGUGGUGGUGGCUAUGGUAUGCCCCAGCAGCAGUAUGGCGGAUAUCCUCAGCAAGGCUAUGGAGGUUACCCACAACAGCAAAUGUACGGACAGCCACAACGUAAGACAGGUGGCGGUAUGGGCAUGGGUGGCAUGGCUCUGGCCGGUGGUGCCGUGUAA
Messenger RNA from Aureobasidium vineae, 651 nucleotides. The record is from the annotation of a GenBank genome assembly. Lineage: Eukaryota; Fungi; Ascomycota; Dothideomycetes; Dothideales; Saccotheciaceae.